AUGUGGAAGGCUCUCACCCAAUGUUUGCCUACUCGAAUGCAGCUCCAAUCGAAGCAUGUGGAUGUCCCUGCUGCUUGUGUUUUCUGUCACUCUAGUGCUGAAUCCAUCAGCCAUGUUCUUCUUGAGUGUCAUUUCGCACAAAGCUGCUGGAAUCGGGCUGCUGUGUGCACUGCUACUGCUGCUGUCAGAUCAGAUUUUUCUCUCUGGUUUGAAUCCCUACUGCACAGAGGACGGGUAGGAAUGGUUGAGGAAGGUUCUAUGGUGGCUUGGUCCAUUUGGAAAGCUAGAAAUGAGCUACUUUGGAAGAACAAGACCCGUACAGCUGCUGAAGUUGUCUCUCAUGCGCGUUCAGUCCUUGAUCAAUGGUGUUAUGCUCAGUCUAAUCGGUUUGAACCCUUGAUGGUGUCCAAAAAUAAUCAUCACAAGGAGGAGCAUUGGUCUAAACCCGAAGCAAAUAAAAUCAAGGUGAAUGUUGACGGUGCAAUUUUUCAAAGUAUGGGAUCGUAUGGAGUUGGAAUAGUAGCUCGAGAUAGCAAUGGACAGUUGAUUGAAGCCUCUACUAUUCUAAGGGUGGGGAAUGUUCAAUCGACAACUGUUGAAGCUUUUGGGAUCAAGGAAGCUUUGAGCUGGAUCAAGGGUAAACAAUGGUCUAAUGUAGUUGUUGAAACCGAUUCCCUUGUGUCAGUUCAUGCUCUUUCUAGUUCAGUUUUUAUGCCUUCUGUUUUUGGUUUGUUAAUUUCCGAUUGUAAACGUUUGUUAGAUUGUUUGUGUGAUGUGUCUGUUACGUUUGUGUCGCGAUCUGCUAAUAAAACCGCUCAUUGUCUUGCUCGCGGUUCUUGUUAUUGGUCUGAUUGCAUCUUUAAUGUUUGUAAAUAUCCCUAA
Cannabis sativa is the source of this 882-nucleotide messenger RNA. RefSeq lists its product as uncharacterized. The transcript has a single exon. Bases 1 to 882 code for a protein of 293 amino acids. Lineage: Eukaryota; Viridiplantae; Streptophyta; Magnoliopsida; Rosales; Cannabaceae. Gene Ontology annotation, molecular function: nucleic acid binding; RNA-DNA hybrid ribonuclease activity. The record is from RefSeq and is a predicted model, not a curated record.